UCUCCUCUCACCUCCAGACUUCUAACUGAUCCUGCAAAGAGACUGCCCCCUCCCUCUUCUCUGUUUCUGCUAUGGACACUUCUGCUUUCAGCCUGCCCACCCCUGCAGCGUCAGAAGAGAGGAAUGCCUCUGGCAGCUGGGCAGGCUUUGCCAGCACCAACAGCUCCACCACUGCCAGCCCUGGUGUGGUUGUCAGCGGUGUCCUCAUCCCCCUGGUUUAUCUCAUUGUCUGUGUGGUGGGGCUGGCUGGGAAUUCUCUGGUCAUUUAUGUGGUCCUGCGGCACUCUGUGAGUGAGUCGGUGACAAACGUCUACAUCUUGAACUUGGCCCUAGCUGAUGAACUCUUCAUGUUGGGCCUACCCUUCUUGGCUGCACAAAAUGCCCUGUCCUACUGGCCCUUUGGGUCCUUCAUGUGUCGCCUAGUGAUGGCCGUGGAUGCCAUCAACCAGUUCACCAGCAUCUUCUGCCUGACGGUGAUGAGUGUUGACCGCUACCUGGCUGUAGUCCACCCAGGGAAGUCUUCCAAAUGGCGGACAGCAAAGGUGGCCAAGGUUGUGAGUGCAACUGUAUGGGUGCUGUCAUCUGUGGUGGUGCUGCCUGUGGUGGUCUUCUCAGAUGUCCCCUUAGGUAUGAGUACAUGCCACAUCCAGUGGCCAGAGCCUGCCUCGGUAUGGAGAGCUGGCUUCAUUGUCUACACUGCCACCCUGGGCUUCUUUGGGCCACUGUUGGUGAUUUGUCUCUGUUACCUGCUCAUCGUUGUGAAGGUCCGUUCUUCCGGCAGGCGAGUGAGGGCUCUAUCCUCCAAGCACAAGCUCUCAGAACGCAGGGUGACCCGCAUGGUGGUGACUGUUGUGGCGGUCUUCGUCCUCUGCUGGCUCCCCUUCUACGUCCUCAACAUCAUCAAUGUGGUCUGCCCACUGCCAGAAGAGCCAUCCCUCUUUGGCGUUUACUUUCUUGUGGUGGUGCUGCCGUAUGCCAACAGCUGUGCUAACCCCAUCAUCUACGGCUUUCUCUCCUACCGCUUCAAGCAGGGGUUCCGGAGAGCAAUCCUCAGGCCAUCCCGACGAGUACAGAGCCAAGACAUGCCAGCAAGGCCCCCAGAGAAGACUGAUGAUGAGGAGGAAGAGGGGGAGAUCAGCAAGAUCACCCAAAAUGGAAAUGACAGGCAGGAACACCCUCUCAGCAGUGGGGCGGGGGGAAGUAAUGAUCAAAAACCACUCCCUGAGGAGCCUGUGGGCUGCGAGAAGAGCAGCAGGUUGCAUGUCAGUUAUUUAUGAUAAAAAGAAAGAGAUGGUGCAGAGGGAAG
This is a messenger RNA of Tinamus guttatus (white-throated tinamou), 1306 nucleotides long. Lineage: Eukaryota; Metazoa; Chordata; Aves; Tinamiformes; Tinamidae. The record is from RefSeq and is a predicted model, not a curated record.